Molecule: messenger RNA, 1737 nt
Organism: Ornithodoros turicata
Lineage: Eukaryota; Metazoa; Arthropoda; Arachnida; Ixodida; Argasidae
Product: PR domain zinc finger protein 5-like
Exons: 2
Coding region: 174-1031 (285 amino acids)
Biological process (GO): regulation of transcription by RNA polymerase II
Cellular component (GO): chromosome
Molecular function (GO): chromatin insulator sequence binding
Source: RefSeq, a predicted model, not a curated record
UUUUUUCUUUUCUAGAGUGACUGGUGGCUGUUUUUUUUCGUUUUUUCAAAGCGUACGGCCGGCGGUUAACUUCAAAUCAAACAUUUGAAAGAGAGUGUGAAAAGAGUAACAUCAACAGCACCCGUAUCGACGUGCCGCCGUGCGUUCUUACUUGGUGGCAAAAACAAGCUACAAUGCAGAACAAAAAGACCGUUCGAUUCCUGUUUCCACCACUCGUAUACUCAAGUGGAACGAUGAAGCGCAGAACAGCAAAGCCUGCGUGCCGGCCGCACUCACCGAAGUGCAAGUUCGAAUGCCCGACGUGCGACGCGGCUUUCACUCACUACAUCUUCCUAGCGAUUCAUACCUGGAGCCACGCUCCACAGGAUGUCAGAGUCCCACGUCCACGCGCGAAGCCUUGCAGCGUUUAUCAAAGCAGCGACAAAUUCCGCCUGCAGUGCUUCCUGUGCCCCCUGCAGUUCAACUGCGACACGUCGCUGCAGCACCACAUCGACGUCGGCCACCACGACGAAGAAUUCCUGCUGCGUUUCCGUUGCGCGUUCUGCACCAUGAGGUUCGCGUCCGCCGACAUGCUGAUUUCGCACAUUCAACAACACGACGUUUGGGAGGACGGCGAUUUCUACCCGCUGUUCGGAGGGACCGUGGGUAAGGCUUCGACAUCGGACGACGACGCAGUCGAGAAUCGUGCUCUCACGUUUGAUUUUGACCAGCUCAUCGAGGAACUGAAGAAGAUUGCUGGCGAAUCGGAUGCUCCGAAGCAGAAGUCCGCUCUGUCGAGAAAGUGCAAGUCAUCAUCUUCGUGUAACGUGCUUCGUUACGUGUGUGCUCUGUGCACCAUGAGGUUCCAACAUGGCUAUCAAGUGGAAGAACAUGUUAAGCUGAGGCACAAGGGGUUUUUAAAGCUUGUGAGAGCUCGACACGCGUGCGUCUAUUGUCACGCUAAAUUCUACAAGCUGUCGGUAUUAAGAGAUCAUCUAAGCAACCAUCACUCGAUCAGUGUCACGCCUAAGAAGUCCUCGCUGAGGGUGUGAAGAUGAUGACGAUGAUGAUGCAAAAUAUGUCGGUACUGUCAGAAACUACCAGUAGUGUAGCCUGUAGCAAUUGAUUAGUUAUGACGACUGACACCAAGAAAAUAUUUUUUUUUUUAUGUGGCUUUUCUAGUAGGCCAUAAUCGUGCAUCGUGUCAAAGGAACGAUGCAGUAUUGAUUUGAUGGCCAUCGUAGUAUUAUGUGAAAAACAUUAUGUGAAUUUUAACGCACGCAUAAUGCACGUUAAUUUAGCGCUUAAAAGUUAGACACCUUAGACAAUGUGUCUGCCUCUCGUGCUUGCUCGGGGGCAGAUGAUAACAUGUGCCAAGUUUGUGCUGCGUUGCACUUAAUCAUAGACGGGACCAGCUUUUAUUAGAUGCCAUAUAACGCUGACAUAUUCAUGAAAUAGUUAUAGAUUUAUCUCUUAUUUUUCGCAGUCAUCCUCCUAGUCACAAGAUCACAUUAUAAGGCACUCACGUGCUACUCAUUUCUAGCAUUUCUCAUAAUUUCUACGAUUCACGCUAUAUUUCACACAUUUGUGUAUGUUUACAGCAUACAUGUAGCAGACUUGCCCCAAAAUAGUAUAUCAAUCCUAGGUGAUAUGAAAUAAGUAAUAAGAAGCGUUACAAUAUAGAAGUAUUUGAAAUGUAAACUAUGUAUUGCCUGUCACAUAGAUUUUUCUUCACGUUAUUAAAGCCUUCAUUGAGCA